CUGUACUAGCAUUUAACUUUCGCAACACGUUAACGCGAAAUCACAAAAGCGCAGCAAAAUGCAAAGGAAGAAGAAAAGGAAGAAAGGAAGAAAAAAGUUUUCCUCGUCGCUGCGUUGCGCCACCUGUGGAAUGAAGGCGGAGUCUUAGCCCGAGGGUCCAGUUCAAAACAACAAACGUACAAAAACGCCGCGUCGAACUUCGGCCCGACAAGUUUUUUUCUUCUCCUUUCGCAAGCGCUGCGUGCUGGCUGACAAGCGACGGACGAUGCGACGAAGGUAUCGCGAAUGACGGAGCGGCAGCUGUGAACGAACUUCUCGACGGAGACGCCGAUUCUCGUGGGACCGUCCCAUUCGGGAAUGCUGCGUUCUCGCCCGUGACAGCGGCGGCGGAAGCAGGUUUAGCCAUUGCAGCUCUCACGUUGCAGUUUUCUGUGUCUUCUUAUCCUUUCCUCUCUCUCCCUCUCUCUCGUCAACGAGCCGACCUCUCGUCGUCGCCAUGGUUCGGACCUCGGGGACAGCAGUGCGCCUGCCGAGAGACUGCGAGUCCUGACGUCCUGCGCGCAGCGCUAGCGAGAGUGUCACUUGCACCUGACGCGCUCGAUCCGUACCGUCAUUUGAACAGCGUGUGUGCGCGCGAACACCAAGCGGUGCGUCAAGAAACGCUAUGUCGUCGACGACCGCGGAACGGACCCGCUCGCCUCCGAGCCUGGGGUCGUCGAGCAGCGGAAGCAGCACUCCGCGGCCGCUGCUCAUAUCAGACACAAAGGACUUGCGCGCCGUGAUCGGCUGUCAGAUGCUCCUCUUGCACGCUCUCCGUAAGCGCCGAAGACGGAUGAUCCUGGACCGUCGCACGUACGCGGUGCAGAACACGAUGCUUUUGCGCCGCGUCCAGAGACGACAGUCCAGGAUCCACUUUCUCAUGAGCAUCCUGAAGACUGCCUUCUCGGCCGGCCUUGGCCGGGACCUGUGCCCGAACCGAGUGCCAAACUCCAACCACGUCUCGUCCUCGGCAGACUUCGUCGACGGCCUUUACGAGGGCGACACUGAGCUGGACGACGCGUCACAGGACGCCAACGACCGCCUCCUGACCCCGGGGCUCAUUGGCGACGACGUCUGGCUGAACACGUUCAGGGUCGGGAAGGAUCUCUACCAUUUCCUGCUCACUGAACUCAAGCCCUUCAUGACGAUGGACCAGGCAGCCAACGGUGGCCACCCGCCGUACGAACAGCGCGUCGCCAUAGCGCUCUGGCGUCUCGGCAAGGUCUGGGAUGACCCGGCAUUGCUGAGGGCCUUCGGAGUGACAGGCGACACGGUCGGCGCCAUCGUGCGGGAGUUCUGUUCGGCAGUCGUGAAGGUGCUGAUGCCCCGAUUUGUGCAGGUACCCUUUGACGAAGACCUUGAUGACAUCACUGACCAGUUUCGUGAAAAGGCUGGCCUUCCACAGUGCGCUGGCGCCCUCUGCUUUGCACACGUCCCCAUCCAGCCACCACCAGAUGACGACUCUGGCGAGUACACCAACCCAGAAGGCUGGAACUCCAUCGUUGUGCAAGCCGUUGUCGGCGCUGACCGGCGUUUUUGGGAUCUCAACAUCGGCUGGCCUGGCAGCACGCAGGUAUCCCAGGUCUUGCGCAGCUCCAGCCUCUGGAAGAAGGGCGAGGAAGGCACACUCUUCGUCGGCCACGAUGAGGACAAUCCCCAAGUGGGACGUACACACAGGGUUCUUGCUGCGGGUGCAGGCUACCCUCUCCGCAACUGGAUCAUCACGCCGUUCCUCAACCCGGACGAACGGCAACUCCGUUUCAACCGUGCGCUCUGCGAGGUCCUCUCGGUCGGCGAGGUGGCAUUCAGGCACCUCGAGGCGCGCUUCCCGUAUCUGCUGCGUCACAAUGGCAGCGGUGUUGACCUGAUGCCGAGCAUUGUGGCUGCGUGCAGCACACUGCACAACAUGUGCGAGGAGUGGGGUGAUGGCAUUGGUGACGCGUGGCUUGCCGAGGCUUCGAGGCAUGCACUGCCACAGCCGCAUCCUGGUGCGGAUCCAGCUCGCGACAUGUCACGGUGCCUUGAGGCAGAAGCCAUUAGGACGGCUCUAUUUGCAACCGUAGUUAAGUGAGGUUAGAGUUUGCAGUUGUCAAGUGUUUUCCUUCCACAAUAAGGGAAGGAUCAAUCAUCACUUUGCUUGAGUGCUAACCAUCUCAACCUCGACAUGGCAAAUCUGCCUUUGGCCAGCUACCUCUAUCAGACUCAGUAUUUGGCGAGGCCCUGAAGUCCAGAUGGAUUUGCCCAAAACGGUUCUUUUGAAGCUUGAGUGUUACGAUGUGUGCUUUUUCAAAGUGGUGCAGAGGAGGUACGAGUGACUGUACAACAAGGACGAAACAACCUUUGGCUGGUAUAAUAUCACAGUCAAGGGGACAUAUUUUGGGGCUAUAGCUUUUGGCAAUACUAUCACAUUGGCCAUCAGGCACACGCUGAUUGGCUGGUUGAGCACUGCGUCACGCAAGGGCGAUAAUAUUGCCAAAGUGAUAGUCUCAGAAUACGUCCCCAGACCUGCUGUAGCAACUGGCUCUUUAAGAUGUCUUCCAGCAAAGCUAGAUCCAAGUGAUGGCACCUGCUAUCCUAAUGCAAAACUGUCUAAAUGAUCAUUUGUAAGCAUAGUUCAGCGAGUUCACUUUUUUCACACUAUCUUGCACAAGGCAUACAUACGGUUGCUGGCCGACCAAAGCUUUUUUCGUGGUUAGAUUAUUUCAUAUCCCACUGCUGAACAAUCCAAACAAUACUGCCAUGGUACUUCAGUCAAGGUCCAGCUUAGGACUUCGACUUAUAGUUCAGCUCAUUGUUUGUUCACGUGCCCACCAUUCGUACACAUGGCCUGCUCAAAACUCAGCCUCGUGUUGUCACAAUCUUCCCACACUUUGUGAGCAAUCGGUUCAUACUGGCCUCUCGCAACCACUCUGUGAUGAACUGAUUAGCCACAAGUGCAUCGUCACAUUCACCCAUGUCCAUACCACAGCCUAUUCUCAGUGGCCAGUAUCUCAACUGCACUCUGGCUUUUACCAUGCAGGCACGGGCACAGAAUUCUUUUUUUUUUCUUCACAGCUGAUUCUUGUCUGGUUAGUAUGCCAAUGUAGCAUUUAUUGCCACUGCCUUCCAUGCCAUGCCUUUAUUUUUUCUGUUCACAUUCAGGUCAUGAACAGUCAUCACCUUGGCUCGUUGAAGGCAUUGAUUGUCAUUCUAAGAUUACUUGAGGAAAAUCUGGGAGUGCAGCUGUCUAUCACUGUGAAAAUUAUGGGUGGUGCAUGGAUUUUUCUAUAAUUUCACAUAACAUCGUUGGGAAAAUGCACUGCGACUUCUUUUAGUGUUCUUACAGUUUGGCUGUGUGGGAGGAUAGGCUUGCUAUGUUUUUAGAACAGUCUUUAGAGCAAGUGUUUCACAUUAACAGCUGAAUAAUUUUGUCAUGAAAUUUCUGGCUCUUAAAUCUGAACACUUUGGAGUAUAUCACUAAGUCUAUAUGAUAUUUGGUUAGUAAUACUCAUCGUGGAUAAAUCUUUCUGAUAUGCUGAAGUUUUUUUGUGUUUUUUUUUUGCAUCCAAAUGGUAGAAAUUGUAAGCUAAGUGAGGUUGAUCAUUGCCAUUCAAUGAACCUGCGACAAGCAAGUGGCUCCAGCAACGGUAAUACAGAAAGCGACAAGGCCGUUCGGAGCCAAAGGGCAGAAGUUUAGACAAAUCCAUGGACUGACGUCAUUCCUAUGCUGGUUUAGCCACCAUACUGGUGGACAUAAUGCGUGCCCCAGCACCAGAUUUUCCUCUGGUGGUCUUGCUGUGAAACUGUGUUGUUGAGAUGGGCAGACAAGCUGACACCUGUUGUGCAAGUGUUCUUCUGGAGAGCUGUGCACUGAGGUAUGCUCUCUUUGUACUCACUGUUGCAGAAGUGCAGCAAUAUUAUUUGUCUAUGUGGAGGGAGGAGGGUGCAGAAAAUGCUGCUGUGAUUGUCGAGCUUCGUUCUUACAAAGUAGAGUUGCCUUGGGUUCAGCUGUUCAAAUACAAGGCGAAUGUAGAUAUGGGGCAGUAUUCUUGCACGAUCAUUGCACUGGGGAUACAGUCACUGUUGCAAUAUCUCAAAUGACAACAUUGGAUGCCGCCAUUGUAUACGGACAACGGUGUUCCUGGUGCAGUGACAAGCUUGCUAUCGUUGCACAGUUCCAGCAACACUGCCAGGUGUGUGACGUGUCCCAUGCUGAUUAACGCGAGACCUCGCAAAAGUGACCACGGGAGAGUACCGCCAGUGGUUUUGCCGUGCACGCACUACUCUGCAUAAGGUUUGUUGCAUUUAUGUGGGGAGGGAAGUGAGAGUGGUGAAAGUGGGGUUUUGAUGUUUGGUCAACUGUCCACAUGUUGUUGCACUCUUUAUGCACCUUGAAAACAAAUUUGUUAAUUCAUAGUGGAUGACAUUAAGGAACAAAGCAGGUGCUCAGUUGUCAGAAAAAAUAUGAAGAGGCCCAAUAUUGCUAAACAUAGAAAUACUGAAUUUCGUGGCUAUAUACUUGGAAAGGAUAUGAGCAGCUCGGACUACACUUGUAGAAGAGGGCUUAACAUGGACAAACUUGAUAUUGUACCUUGCCAUUACUUCGUAAACAGUACAGCUGGCAAAAACUGCCUAACCAGCACAAAAUUUCCAUAUACAUUGUAGUUUAUCGUCACUUUUGUCAUAUUUUUAAGUGCUCAAAUCGGUACUGUGAAUGCUUGAAUGUCUUUUCAUGUUAGUUUCAUGUCAUAUCUUUUCAUGUCAGUUUGGACAGGAUUGCCCAAUGUAAAGCACCCUCUUUGCGCAUCGUUUCAAGCUCUUUUAAUGUUGUGUAUACAACAGGGUACGGCUGGUCACAGUUUCUACAACUCCACAUCACAAGACGGCCAUCAUAUGGCUUUUGAGAAUCUCGUGCUUUGUAAAGGUCACACAAGGACUGUCCACUGAGACUAGAAGAAAAAAAGGCAUUCCUUAGUUUGGCAGGGGAAGCACUUCUACAUUUUCUUGUAUUUUUAUGCUUUUUUUGUUUGUGAUGCAUGUAGACAUGCAGUGUCACAGUACGUCAUUACUACUCACAUGUUUUAUAGAAUUUGCUUAGUGGUGCCUCUUAUAAUUAUCUGUUGUGUGUGUUUACAAAGAAUUUGCAUUCCAGCAUUUUGGCAUUGAAAUGCCAUUUUUUUUUAUUCUUACCUGACAAAAGUGAUGUCAAUUCCAUUUACGGGUAUUUGAGGAUCAGAAGCAGCAAGCGCGUUCAUGUAUUUGUAGCUUGUAAGCUGCUACAGUCCUUGUUGAAAAUUUCUACAGCUGCAUUUUUAAUGUGGUGAAAUGCAAGAGCGCUUACGUACGGGUCUUUUGGUG
Molecule: messenger RNA, 5376 nt
Organism: Dermacentor albipictus
Lineage: Eukaryota; Metazoa; Arthropoda; Arachnida; Ixodida; Ixodidae
Source: RefSeq, a predicted model, not a curated record